Messenger RNA from Salmo salar (Atlantic salmon), 4012 nucleotides. RefSeq names its product zinc finger protein 385B. Gene Ontology annotation, molecular function: nucleic acid binding; zinc ion binding. The record is from RefSeq and is a predicted model, not a curated record. Lineage: Eukaryota; Metazoa; Chordata; Actinopteri; Salmoniformes; Salmonidae. Gene Ontology annotation, cellular component: nucleus.
AGGAGAAAAAGUAGGACAACCGUCUGGUAAGGUAGUGGAGUAGCCUCUUGAAUGCAGCGGGGUGAGCAUGCGUAGAAAGAUUACAACCCGACAUGAAUCACAUCGCUGUCCAACAUUUGGAGCGAACAACGCGAAGACGCAACGUUAUCAUCAGGUUUUGACUCGGCAUUCCACUGGCAUCUGUUGGAAAAUUUGCCUAUCGCUUGUCCACAGGCCCCAACUGAAGAAAAUGGACGGAGACAGGAAGGGAGUACCUGGACAAUAAGAAACACUCCUUUCAAGAAGGAAAGUAAAAGGAGUACCUGGACAAGGAGUACCUUGACAAUAGGAAACACUCCUUUUCAUUUUCUGUUGCAAAGCUUUUUUCAAAUGUUUCCUGUUGUGUGCCCUAAUGAACAUGACCCAGGUGAUUGCCAUUAUGUACAUUAAGAAAGCAAUCUAGCACAGAGUCCCCACAGGGUAGGCUACGCAUUCUGCAUAUUUGUGGAAAUGAAUUGGACUUUAUUACUGCAAUCCCUGGGGUGGAAAUUAAGAGCACACAACAACAAAAAAACAUCACAACCACACAUAAACAGUAUUGGUCCCCUCCACUCUCAUUGAUGUGUGUGUGUAUGCCAUCAUUGAAAUGUCCAUCUCAAUUUGUUAUUGUUUUUAUUGACAGCUAAGUCAGAAGGUAGAGAGUAGGGGCUGAGGUGGGGUCCGGAGUCGGCAGUACAACUAGACCAGACUUCGGCACGGGUGAGUUUAUGUAUGAAAAGGCCUCGGAGUCCAACCCAGUUGCUGCAGAAAGGCAGUGGCGGCGGCCAUGGUGGAGGCGUGUGCUUGCCCUUCAACCUGUGUGGCGAGCUGCUACAGGAGCCCGAAGAAGGACACCCAGAUGGCCCUCAGCAGAAGAAAAGGCUGCUCUACUCCCUCUGCGAGGUGUGCAACCUCCAGCUCAACUCAGCCGCCCAGGCCCAGGUCCACUACAACGGCCGUUCCCACCUGCGCAGGGUCAAGCAGCUCAACAAUGGAGAGCUCCCCCCAAGCACAGGCAGCGGCACCAGUCCAGCACCGGCCGGCACUCUCACCUGCUCCAGCACAGGAAGUGCCUUCCAUAGCAACUGUCUCCCGGCGUUGGUGCGGACGCCUCCUGUUAUGAUGCAGUCCACUCUGGAUAUGAAGUCCUUCAUGUCCUUCCCGGUGGACACCCCAUCAGCAGUGGGACUCUUCCCCAACUUCAACACAAUGGACCCUGUGCAGAAGGCCGUAAUUAAUCACACAUUUGGAGUCUCCAUCGCACCGAAGAGAAAGCAAGUUAUUUCCUGCAACAUCUGCCAACUGCGCUUCAACUCAGAUAGCCAAGCCGAUGCGCACUACAAAGGCAGCAAACAUGCCAAGAAGCUCAAAGCGCAGGAGACUCCUAAACAUAAGACCCUGAAAAACAACAGCACACCCAGCCAGGACAGAGGAAAGAGAUUCAUAUCCUCCACCACCACCUCUUCCUUCUCCUCAUCUUCCUCCUCCAGUAUCGCUGUCACUGCCUGCAGCUCUGAACAACCAGGGUUAUAUCCAAACAAUCUCUACACCAUGGCGUCUUCAAAAUCGUUUUUCCCAGCUGCUGGCCUGGCAUUGGCGCCCUCAUCUAUCCUGUGUAAACCUCUGUGUGAGCCCACACCUGCCAGUCCGGCCCCAGAGAUGCCAAAGCCCACCCUCACUAAACCAACCCCAGUGCCUGCUGUGCCUGCUGCCCCCGCCCCGUACAAGCACUCCGACGAAUCAGAGGAGGAGAAGGCCAAGAAGCUUCUCUACUGUUCGUUAUGCAAAGUGGCCGUCAACUCCCUCUCCCAGCUUGAGGCUCACAACACAGGUUCCAAGCACAAAACGAUGCUGGAGGCGAGGGAUGGAGCAGGGCCCAUCAAAGCCUAUCCCAGACCAGGGACUAAGCUUAAGGUCCAGGCCACCAUCACCAAAGGCUCAGGCCUGCAGAACAAGACGUUCCACUGCGAAAUCUGUGAUGUCCACGUCAACUCAGAGAUCCAGCUCAAACAGCACAUUUCCAGUCGGAGGCACAAAGACCGAGUGGCCGGGAAACCCUUGAAGCCCAAAUACAGUCCUUACAGCAAGCAGAAACACAGCACCGCCACCACCACACUAGAAGCUAAAUUGGCAUUCCAGAAGGACCUUGUGAAGCCCCUGUCUCAGUCUUUCCUCUCCAGCCCGUUCAUCCCCACCACCAUACCUUCCAUCUCCCUCCACCCGCGGCCCAACACCUCCGUCUUCCAGAAAACCGCCCUCCAGCCCUCUUUCCUGCGAGCGGCUCCUGGCCCUAUCCGGCCAACAGGAGGGUCCAUCCUCUUCGCCCCAUAUUAACCUUUGAACCCCUCAUCCCGACCACCUGAGCACAGAGGGAGGUCCAGCUUCAUGUGUACAGUGUCCAUAUUAUGACAGCCUCAGAGUCAGAAGUGGUUGGUGUCAAACUGUUCCUCAGAGAGCUCUGAGAUGUGUAUGAGAGGUGUUACCAUGGCAACGUUCGCACUGGGGCAGUCAGGAUUAUGGAGCUUGACCCGACAACAUGUUUCUCUUAAACCUGCUGAACCUUAACCGAGGGGAGCAUUGAACUGUCUACCCCCUGAUUGACUUGAAUUACCGCGGUUUCUCGGCACAAUGUAAGGACAACACCAGUCACGUGUACGGGUGUCCUAUUAGGACAGCCUCAGUGUCAGGACUUGUUUCGAUCUCACCUUACACAUGAUCUGUGUGAAUUUGUUGUAGUGCUGGACAGCAGAGGAAGUGCUGUGUUGUUUUAGACUGAUGAUGGGGGCUAGCUUGUCUCCAGUGUUUGUAUGGUGGAGAAAGCUAUGGGAUACAGUGCCAUGAUUGACCUCAAAUCAGGCGUCUCAUAUUUUUUUCUAACUCUUGUGGGCUGAACAACUGACACCAGCUGCGAUUAACUCUUUCAAAGCCACAAUAAACAUCCCUGCAAAAUCUGGGAUGUUUACCUUCGGUCCUUCAAUUUCAGUGUUAUUAUAACAUAAACAACUGUUUGUUUUUCCAAAGACAAAAUGGAGAAUUGCACAUUAAUGCUGCCCUGCCUGGUGUCUGGCAGGGAUGUCAUGGGCCUUUGAUUUCUAUGUGAUGUCAAUGUUUUUGUCAGGGCACUGUAUUGUGACCCCUUAAUGCAAUAAUGUACAGGGUUUUAAGAUACGUGUACAGUAUAUACAAAACUAUGUUAGGUAGUAUUGUAACAGAGAGUACUAGAAAUAGAGUUUAUGCACACAUUGUGAUUUGGAGAGUUUGGAAAAUACUGCUUUAAACUUUUUUUGAAAUCAAGAAACGAGAUAUGAAUGUUAUAGUUGUGCUCCUUUAAGUACGAAAUUGUGAGCUUAGGAUCAAAAUUGAAUAAUUGCCUUCUCUGGAUGACACAGUGAUGUCCUUUGCUAUGCAAGAAGUUGAUAACUAUUGUCACCACAUUUUAAGCGAUAUUGUGUACGGUUUUAACCACGGCAACAACAGCAAGAUUUAACCUGUAUGGUGUUAAUAUUACGACACCCUCAUUCUCAGCAGGACUUGUUUCAAUCUUAGCAGGACUUAGGCUGUCCUAAUAUGGACACCGUCAAACAGAGUUGAUUACAAUGGAAGGUGGCUAGAUGUUUAUCCAUAGGAAUUCUUUGAAGGUAUGCCUUUAGAAAGUAUUCAUACCCCUUGACUAUUUCCACAUUUUGUUGUGUUAGAAAAUGGCCUUAAAAUGGAUUUAAUUGUCAUUUUUGAUAACGAUCUGCACAAAAUGUAAUGUGAAAGUGGAUAUUUUUUUUCAACAUUUGUAAAAACUAUUAAUGAAAAAUGUAAAACUAAUAUAUCUUGAUAAGAUACAAUUGAAGUUGGCAGUGUACAUACACCUUAGCCAAAUACAUUUAAACUCAAUUUUUCACAAUUCCUGACAUCCUAGUAAAAAUUCCCUGUCUUAGGUCAGUUAGGAUCACCACUUUAUUUUAAGAAUUUGAAAUGUCAGAAUAAUAGUAGAGAGAACGAU